AUGAGCCGGGGCCGCGUCCGGCGGGCAGCUGGUAGCCCCGUCGUCGCCACCGCCGCCGCGCUGGUGCUCCUGCAGGCGGCCGUCCUGGCGCUGUCCCUCGGGUGCGAUGCCGCCGCGGUGACCGCCGACGCGGAGCCGGAUUACCGAGAGGCGCUGUCCAAGAGCCUGCUCUACUUCGAGGCGCAGCGCUCCGGGCGGCUGCCGUACAACCAGCGCGUGAGGUGGCGGGGGCAUUCGGGGAUCACCGACGGGCUGCAGCAGGGCGUGGACCUGGUGGGCGGGUACUACGACGCCGGCGACCACGUCAAGUUCGGCCUGCCCAUGGCCUUCACCGUCACCAUGCUCUCCUGGGGCGCCAUCGAGUUCGGCGACGAAAUCGCCGCCGCCGGCGAGUGGCACCACACGCUGGAGGCCAUCAAGUGGGGCACCGACUACUUCAUCAAGGCGCACACCGAGCCCUUCGUCUACUGGCCGCAGGUGGGGGACGGCGACACGGACCACUACUGCUGGCAGCGGCCGGAGGACAUGACGACGUCGCGGAAGGCGUACCGCGUGGACAAAGACAACCCCGGCUCCGACCUCGUCGCCGAGACCGCCGCGGCGCUCGCCGCCGCCUCCAUCGUCUUCCGCGCCUCCAACCCGCAUUACUCCCACAUCCUCCUCCACCACGCACAACAGCUGUUCGAGUUCGGGGACAGAUACAGGGGCAACUACGACAUGAGCAUCACGGAGGUGCGGGGCUUCUACGCGUCGGUGAGCGGGUACCGGGACGAGCUGCUGUGGGCGGCCUUCUGGCUGCACCGCGCCACCGGGAAGGAGGAGUUCCUGCGCUACGCCGUCGACAAGGCCGACUGCUUCGGCGGCGUCGGCUGGGCCAUGACCGAGUUCAGCUGGGACGUCAAGUAUGCCGGCCUCCAGGUCCUCGCCUCCAAGCUGCUGCUGGACGGCGAUCCGCUGGGCAAACAGGACCGGCUGGUGCUGGAGCAGUACAGGGCGAAGGCGGAGCACUACCUGUGCGCGUGCCUGCGCCUGAACAACGGCAGCAACGUGGACCGGAGCCCUGGCGGCAUGCUGUACGUCCGCCAGUGGAACAACCUCCAGUACGCCUCCAGCGCCGCCUUCCUCCUCACCGUCUACUCGCGCUACCUCGCCGGCGCCGGCGCCCGCCUCCGCUGCCCCGACGCGCCGGCGGUCCCGCCGUCCGAGCUCCUGGCCCUGGCGCGCUCGCAGGCCGAGUACAUCCUGGGCCGCAACCCGCUGCGGCUGAGCUACAUGGUGGGGUACGGCCCCCGCUUCCCCGCACACGUGCACCACCGCGCCGCCUCCAUCGUGUCGCACAAGGCGAACAACCGUUUCAUCGGCUGCAUGCAGGGGUUCGACAACUGGUACACCCACAAGCGGCCGAACCCCAACGUGCUCACCGGCGCCAUCGUUGGCGGGCCCAACUGCCGCGACGAGUUCAGGGACGACCGCACCAACUACGUGCAGACCGAGGCGUGCACAUACAACACGGCGCCCAUGGUCGCCGUCUUCGCCAGGCUGCACAACCUGUCGACGGCAGCGGCGGAGGAGGGGUGCCGCCCAGGGGCGGCGCUGGGGCUCUCGGCGAAGUGUAGAUAA
Triticum turgidum subsp. durum (durum wheat) is the source of this 1620-nucleotide messenger RNA. The record is from the annotation of a GenBank genome assembly. Lineage: Eukaryota; Viridiplantae; Streptophyta; Magnoliopsida; Poales; Poaceae.